This is a messenger RNA of Symbiodinium sp. CCMP2456, 4164 nucleotides long. NCBI's taxonomy places the organism in Eukaryota, Dinophyceae, Suessiales, Symbiodiniaceae. The record is from the annotation of a GenBank genome assembly.
AUGUUGCCUAUUUCCAGGUGCGCGAGAGAGGGACUUCGCUGGAAGCAGCGAUGGUCUCGAAUUCAUGACAAAAGCUCCUGGCAGACACUAAGGGCUGCCGGCGCGGGAUGUGCCACGGCAGCCGCCGCCGUCUGCACUUCAGCGAAAGCCCAAAGUUCGCUUGGCACCAUUAUCAAAUGGCCAAAGAGGGAGAUUCGAGGCUUGUUACAACAGCUCAAAUCUUCCGAGCCAAUUUUGGAGAAAUAUUUAGAGUAUGCCGGCGACCCUUGGAUGACGGACUACGCGGAGCUCAGACCGCUCAUGGAGGUUCAAUUCGACGAGAUUUCCCACGAGUCGGUGGAUAGGCUUGAAGCGUGGCGGGAGAGCGGACAGCUAGCACAAGUGAAGUACACCGUCCAGCAGCUGAAGCGCGGGCGGUUUUUUGCCUUGGUGACCUGCGACGUUCACCAAUGUGGUUUUGUUGCCGGGGCAGGGCUCGCAGUCGGCAGCGAAGAUGCAAAGCAAUUGGCUGCCCAGCAAGCUCUGGAUCGACUGUUUUUCCCAGAAGAACCGGUUGAGGAAAUAAAACGCUGCGCAAAAGCAAUGCGAAACAACGAAGCCCAUUCCGGAGCGCGCUUGCCGGCGAUCCAAGCAGCGGAGACGCUGGUCUCGUUGGAGGGCAAGCUGGAGGAUGUCUUUAUCAGUGCCUUCCAGCCUUGCGGCAAAGCCUGGCAAGCUGCAAUCGCUUGCAAAUGUUUUGAGACCCAUGUCGUGGGCCCGGCCGCCGACUACGACCGUGAUGUUGCCGUCGCUCUCGCAGCGGAAACGUUCAUGAGCCGCUUGCGCUGGUACAUUCGCGUCCCGGCAGGUGAUCCCCAUGAGCCAGAGUUGUGGAGCCAGACUUGGGCUCAGCGGCAGGCGUCCAUGGGCCAGCCAUGGAGUGGAAGGACGAGUGUCCUGAGACACGAGGUCCUCCGCCUCUCGCCGCUUGGGGGUCACAUGGGCGGCGAGGACGAAGUGCGACGAGUGCUGCCCACGGAAGCCAACUGGAAGCUGUGGCAAACAAACCUGAAAUCCAUCCAGGACAGGAGAUGUACGAGGUGGGCUGCUGAACAGCUCUACGAAGGUGCCGAGACCCCUUCAGCAGAUGCAGCGACGUUCCGGCACUUUCGCCGAAUCCCUGAAGCGGAUGACCCAAGACGGGUGGAUGUUCGUGGCAAGCUUCCCAUCGAACAGAUUCGGGAGAGCUUGGGAGAGGUGCUGAACUCGUCUCAAGUGUUGGUUGUGUCUGGUGGUACUGGAAGCGGCAAGACGACCCAGCUCCCGCAGUUUCUCCUGGACGACUGGGACGCGGAGCAUGCGCCAAGGAUUGUAGUCACCCAGCCGCGCCGGAUUGCCGCCAUUUCUGUGGCAGAGCGUGUGGCCUGGGAGCGUGGGCAGCCGGUCGGACAGUCCAUUGGCUAUGCCGUGCAUGGGAAUGCUAUACGGCCUUCUGCCAGGGGGUCCAUCGAAUUCUUAACUGUAGGAACGUUGCUCCGGCGAGCAGUUGACGACUCCUGCUUGCGAAAUUGCGAUGUGGUCAUCGUGGACGAAGUUCACGAGCGCGACAUGCUGACGGACUUCCUUCUGGUUUUGCUGCGUGAGGUACUGCCAAGCAGGCCAGAUUUGAAGCUCGUCCUGAUGAGCGCCACGCUGGAUGUGCAGUCCUUUACGAGCUACUUCGACUCGUGUCCUGUUCUCGAGGUCCAGUCCGAAACGCUCUUCCCAGUCGAGGAGGUGCAUCUGGAAGAAGAUUUCUUCUCGGAGUUCACCUAUACGAAUGCACUGCUGACCGCGGAGGAUCGGGCUCGUGAGGCGGCGGAGCAGACUGAAACCCAGGAGGGCGAUGAUGCAGACCGGGAAAGCCCAGCACAGAGGUUGUGGGGCGGAUACGAUGGUGGGGAGAUCGACAAACUUCUCCAUGUGAUGGAAUCAUCCAUUUGCGCCGUUGUGCGGGAGAUGUCCAGCAGGAACAGUCAAGAAGUCAAGGGCUCUGUGCUCUGCUUCCUACCUGGCUGGUCUGAAAUCAGGCAGCUGCAAGAACGGCUGAGCGAAGGAGAGGAAGCCAAGCAGAUCUGGUCUGUGCCUUUGCACUCGACCCUACCCAAGGAGAGGCAGCAGCAAGUUUUCCAAAAGCCGCCGAAAAGCAAAGUGAAAGUCAUCCUGGCCACGAACAUCGCAGAGAGCUCUGUGACAAUCAAUGAUGUGGAAGUCGUAAUUGACUCGGGGCUCCAGCGCGAGUUGGCCUACGAUGCCAAGCGGCGCAUGUCAUCACUGGACACUGUAUGGGUCUCGCAGAGUGGUGCCGUCCAAAGACGAGGUCGUGCAGGGCGUGUGCGAUCCGGGAGGGUUCUGCGAUUGUACAGCCGCCAGCAGUUUUCGGCGCUCCCACCGCAGCCUUCACCGGAAAUGCAGCGCUGUGACCUCGCCCAAAGCUGCCUUCAGGCUAUCGCCCUGGGGCGGGACCCACGUAAGUUCCUUGCAAGUGCGCUGGAUCAGCCAAACGUUGCGGCAGUGGAUUCGGCGAUGGAGCAGCUCGUCGCCAUCCGUGCCAUUAGCAACUCCGAUCCUGAAGAUUGCCCUACAAUGCUGGCAAUCGGAGAGGUGCUGGCCAGGCUGCCACUGGAGCCAUUGCUGGGAAGAGCUGCGAUGCUUGGUUGUGUGCUGGGCAUUCCACAGCCAGCAGCCGCGCUCUUGGUCGCAGCUGGCGGCCGGGCGCCUUUCGUUGGAAGCAGACAAGAGGUUGUCGAAGCUCAAAAAGAGUUUUGCAGCUGGUCUGAUCCAGUGGCUGCUGCUCGGGCGCUUCUGGCUUGGGAGGAGCGUGCUGCCAAAGAUGCACCAGCAGCACAGAAAUGGGCCGAGCAGAAGCGGCUCAGUCCCAGCAGAUUGGCAGGACUCGCACGUGACAAGGCAUACCUUCUGCGGGACAUGCAGCGCGCGGGACUGCUGCGCCUGACGCCCGUCACAGGUACGAAGACGGACGCGGAUGUCUCGGCUGCAGAGGACAGCGCCGCGUUGCUUGAGACGCGCGGGGAGCUCGAAGAGGCGCUCGAGAAAGUGGAACAAGAGGAGCACGAUCAAGGACAAGACAUGUCCUCAUCGUCCAGUGCCAAUUCAAUCAGUGACAUCCAGCUAGUGACGGUUCUUUGCAGCGCAUAUCCGGCAAACAUUGCUAUGAGGUCCAAGGACAAGACCUCGAGCUUUCAGAUCAGCAACUUGGGGACUGCGGUCAUGUCCCCGGCCUCCGUCAACGCCGAAGGCGAGGAUGGCCUAUGGUGGCUCUAUGGAGAUGUGCAGGUGGGAGCCAACCGGUCUUUCAUGCACAGCACCACCCAAGUAGCAGACUGGCAGCUAGCGCUGUUUGGCGGCCUGCGAUACAAGGAGUCCGACGACCAGAAGAAGCACACCUGUAUGGUUUUGGACAACUGGUUGCAGGUAGGAGCCCGAGUGAAGCGCACGAACGAGCUACUUCUCCGGUUGCGGCAGCUGGUCAAUGAUGCCAUUGCAUGGAAAGCUAUCGAUGCUCUCGAUGGGGCCGAGAACCAAACGGAUGGAAUGGAAAUUUCUGAGGUGAGCGAGAAAUUAGUACAGUGCGUACGAUCUGUGGUGGGUGUGUUGGGACAAGGAAGUACACAGGAGGAAGUGGAUGAUGACCAAGCAGGGCCACCAGUUGAGGACUUCGAAGAAGCGGAAGAGGCUGCACCCUCCAAAGAAGAGCUCUCGAACAUGACCAUCUCCCAGCUCAAGGACUUGUUGAAAAGCAAAGGUCUCAAGGCCAGACCCGUCUUUGCGUUUCGCUGCCCUCUAGACUCCGGCAGCUGCGCGACUUCUCUGGCAGGUGAGCGGCCGCAAGGUCGGUGCAGCACUUGGCUUGGCCAGGUGCAGGCGAGAUGGCAGAUGAGGACCUCACCGUCCGGGCCAGACACCCAGCGAUCUUGGGACAUCCUGGAGAGGUCUGAGCCCAUUGCAUGCGAGGUGCCCGGUGAACACAGGAUGGACAUCUUGACCGCAGGGGAUGGCUUGAUGAUCCAGGCAGAUGACUGCGACAGUUGGAAGGAGCCGACGCCUGAGGAGCGCGAGCACGUUUCCCACUUCCUGAAGCAGGAAAAGAUGACGGGGGAGAAGAGGAAGCCCCGGCCUCAGUGA